Molecule: messenger RNA, 1747 nt
Organism: Phascolarctos cinereus (koala)
Lineage: Eukaryota; Metazoa; Chordata; Mammalia; Diprotodontia; Phascolarctidae
Source: RefSeq, a predicted model, not a curated record
UGGGAAAGGAAGGGAAGAGGGGCAGAAAAAAGGGAGAGGCCUAGAAUAAGAGCAGUGCCUUCCUGGACAAUCUCCCCAAACCCAACUGCAGAAUUCCUCCACAGACAGGAAAACAGGUUCAGGUUGAAGAUUUUUAAGUAGUGUCAGGCCAAACAACUGGGGGCGGGGGUGGGGAGGUGGGGGCGGUGCUUAGAACCCAGAGGAUGGACAGUCCGAGGUGGGAGGGCCGUGGAACUGGAACAUCUAACCGCCCUGCCCUGCUCAUCCCACCGACCCUCAUUUUAUGGACAGGGAAACUGAAUCCUGGAGAGGGGUGGUGGGGUCGGCACAGCGCUCGGGUCCCCCAACCUCCCGCUCCUGCCCGGGCUCUCACCAGGAUUAUAAGAAGUUCUGGGCUGGCCUCCAGGGCCUCACUAUCUAUUUCUACACCAGAAACCGAGUCCCUCAGUAUGUGGAAAAGGUGGACCUGAGCAACUUUUUGGCACUGACAGAUGAUGUCCCAAGGGGCAGCAGCACCAUGGACCCAGGCACUCAUUUCUGCCUGUCAUUGGAAGGUCAGGAGAUCAGAUUCAAGGUGGACAGUCUGGAGUCUCGGGAGAUGUGGAAGGGCUUCAUCAUGACAGUGGUGGAGCUGAAGGUCCCAUCCAACCUGACCCUGCUGCCGGGACACAAAUACAUGAUGGCUGAGGCCCUGACCAAGGAAAAAGAUCGCCGGGCCCAGGAGAAGCCCUCCUGCUUCCUGAAUGUGAGCCGGGUGGAGGCACAGCUGCUCCUGGAGAGGUACCCGGACUGCGGGAACAUGCUACUGCGGCCCGGGAGCGACCGCUCGGGAGGCUACUCCAUCACUACACGCCAGACGCUCAAUGGGGCCGAGGUGGUGAGGCACUACAAGGUGAAGCGCGAGGGUCAUGGUUACGUCAUCGACGUGGAGGAGCCGGUCUCCUGCUCUUCUCUCCAUGACGUAGUGAACUACUUUGUCUCCAACACCAAGGGGACUUUGGUCCCCUUCUACCCAGAUGAAGACUAUGAGAAGGUCUUAGGGUUUGUGGAGGCCAACCAGGAGAAUGGAGAGAGCACAUGGACAGUCCCCAAGCCUCCAGCCCCCCGGGUGCCAGGAGAUGCCAAACAGAGCCAGCUGCUGCCUGGCCCAGGCAAGCCCCCCUGGGCACCCACACCCCUGCCACCUGUGCCAGAUCAGGAUGAGAACUACAUUAUCCCCAUCAGUGAUGAGCCUACAACCCAAUAUGUGAAUGAAGAUGAAGUGGCCCAGUUCUGCCACCUGAAGGCUCCUGCACUGCCCGUACGCCUGCUGCCUGGCCCCAAGCCCAAGAAACAAGGGAAGCCACUGCCCAAAGUGCCACCUGUGCCCAACAAGGCCAAGCCAGAGCCCAAAGGCCUGGCUGGCCCCAAGAAAGUCACCCCAGGCUCUUCCCAGCCCAAGGUUCCUUUUGGCAUGUCCAUCUGCACAGAUAUUACUGAGGAGCUGGAAAGGAAGCUGCAGCAGAGGAGAGCCAACCUAGAGAAGUGAUGCUGACCAGUUACGUGGACAAGGCCUAAGGAUCAGUGGGGCCAGGCCCUCCUUUGGGCCCUGACCUCAGGGAUACUGCUCGUGACGUCUCUCCCUCUUUCUGCUCCCCUACUUUUAACCCUUUAGUGGGUGGGGCACAUCUUGAGCCCCACCUCCACUAGGGACACCCCAUCCCCCUAUUCUGGAUAUUAAAGCUGAAGAAGCACAGUGGUCCUGGCA